CCUUUUCUUUUUCACUCUUCUUCAUACUCAAUUUUUCAAAUCGUCCGGCACCAUUCUCCAACUAAAAGAACCCACCCUCCUUGAAAUCCUCUGUCCUGUGCUUCAAUUUCUUGUUCUGCAUUCCAUAAAGUUUGAUUUUUUUAACAUUGGUUAUUUGGUUUUCUUAUAAUCUCAAAACCCCUUUUCUAGAUUUGAUAUUAUAUUGCGAAAUUUGUUACCAUUUCUUUUGCCUUUUGUGUAGAAUUGUAAAGUAUCGAACUUGAAUUUCUGGAUGUUAGGUUCAUUUAUAAUUUUUUUUUAGGAGAAGUUAUGGUUUGGUAAUUUGUUGUUAAUCUAAAUUUGAAAUCUCUUAUAGGAAUGACUUUCGUAGAGGUAAAGCAGAAGCUCAUGAGCGAGGUUGAAGCUCUAGGAUUCCCAAGGGCUCGAGUCGUUCGAGCACUUCAUAGUACUGGCAACGUCAGCUCAGAAGCUGCAGUUCAUUGGCUCAUUGAUCAUGAGAAUGAUCCCGAUAUCGAUCAAAUGCCCCCGGUAGCAGUUAACAUUGAUAUUGAAUCUCCUGAACCAUUUCAUAUCACAGAGGAAAUGAGAAGAAAAGCUAAGGAACUAAGGGAUCAAGUAGGGAAAGAGAAGGAAAGAGAAGAACAAAAGUUUGAAAGACAAAGGGAAAAGGAUAGAAUCCGUUCCAGUAAAGAACUACAAGAAGCAAAAAGAAUUGCUGAAGAAAUUGAAAGGAAACGCAAUAUUAAUUCUAGGCAAGUUGAGAAAGAGGAGGAGAAAAGAGCAAGGGAAAAAGUUGUACAAAAAAUUGAACAAGAUAAGAUAGAAAGAAAGAGGUUCGGUGGAAUUCCCUCUGAAAGGUCUGAAAGCCUUGCUACAAAAGCGACCGCAGCCAGAGCAGGGGAAAAGGAUGAACUUAGAUCACAGUCACUGCCAGCAACUUCAGUCAGUAAAGCAGUCUCUAUGAGAGAAUGUUUAAGGUCUCUUAGGCACCAUCAUAAGGAUGAUUCUGACAAAGUGAGAAAUGCCUACCAAACUCUCUUCAUCUAUGUCAGAAAUGUAGCCAAAAAUCCUGAUGAGGAAAGGUUUAGGAAGAUUCGACUCAGUAAUCCUCUGUUCCAGGAGAGAGUUGGGAGUUUGAAAGGAGGGAUUGAGUUUCUCGAGCUUUGCGGCUUUCGAAAAGAAGGAGAGUUUCUGUAUCUUCCCCGUGAUAAAAUCGACUUGGAGGCUUUAAACACUGCUGGAUCAUUGUUGAAUUCUGCAUUGACAAAUCCCUUUUUUGGUGUUCUACAAUCAGUUUGAGCUUAUCACUAGGUAAAGCCAGUUCAUUGCUUUUAACCAAAACCAACAAGAGAUGGCACAUAACCUUCAUGCUUUGGGAUUGGAAUUUGUAUUUAAGAAUAUAAUUGAAUUACUAUCAUAUAAUGAUUGUAUAGUAACAGAUUAUGAUUUGAACACAUAAAAUGAAGCAUUUUAGCUGAAUUUGUUUCUUA
Messenger RNA from Cucumis sativus (cucumber), 1490 nucleotides. Its product is annotated as UBX domain-containing protein 1. Lineage: Eukaryota; Viridiplantae; Streptophyta; Magnoliopsida; Cucurbitales; Cucurbitaceae. The transcript is spliced from 9 exons. The record is from RefSeq and is a predicted model, not a curated record. Gene Ontology annotation, molecular function: protein binding. The coding region runs from base 358 to 1299 and encodes 313 amino acids.